Molecule: messenger RNA, 2109 nt
Organism: Fonsecaea erecta
Lineage: Eukaryota; Fungi; Ascomycota; Eurotiomycetes; Chaetothyriales; Herpotrichiellaceae
Exons: 2
Coding region: 1-2109 (702 amino acids)
Source: RefSeq, a predicted model, not a curated record
AUGGCGGAGGUUUUCCAAGCUUUCGUCCUCUUUGUGGCUGUCGUUGUGGCACAGAACAACUGCUCUAAGGUCCCAAUUUACGUCGAUUUCCACGUUAGAGCUGUCGACGGCGGGGUCAACGAGCAAUAUGGAUUGUUUACUGGGGCUGGCUUCCCCGUAUCACAGAACAUGUCGCACUGGCCGUCAUUAUCGAACAACGAAACCACCGUGGCCAGCCUCGAUUACUGCACAAACAGUCCUUUUGAAGACUGUCUGAACCAUGCCCACGGAUUCUAUUCACCGGACUUGUCACAAAACUAUUCCUCAGGGUCAUCAUACCAGCCCCUCGAUAGUUAUGGCUCAAUUCCCGCCAGUAUCAUCCAGACGGCAUUGGAUACGUUCAACCUUUUCACCCACUACUACGACCCUUCUCCACCCAAUAUCACUCGAAUCCCAAACUUCCCCCUGACGGUCCUGUCGAAUUACUCAGCCAGCACGACUCCUUGGUUUGGUCCGGCAGGACUGCUCGGCCUCGGACCAAAAAGCACGUUGCUGGAGCAUCUGUACAAUCUCGAGUUGAUCUCUUCACGGUCAUUCGGCCUGUACAUGGGCACCGGCUACGAACAAGCGAACGGCGCCGUCAACGGCUCCCUGACUCUGGGCGGCUAUGAUUCGGGUCGCUUUGAAGGCGACGUGUAUAAUUUCACCAUCAGGCCCGCUCAGCCUGACGCCCAGCACAGUCCCUUCGUGGUCUCUGUCGAACAGAUGACGCUGACCGCCUCCGAUGGGACCGAGACAGAUCUCCUCACGGAGGGCUUCGAUGCUCAUAUCAUCACGUCGCAAUACCAACUCAAUCUCCCCAGCGAUGUCCUGCAGAAAUUUUCUCAGCAAACUGGCGCCACGCCUUCACACGAUAACCUUGAAGUCUUCCGGCUACCAGACGAUUUUGAUUCAACGCUGACUAUUACCCUCGAGUCCGGAUUGAGUGUCACGUACGACUCUGACUGGCUGAAGAACGUAUCCAACAACUCCCCCAUCUCUACAGGCACGGUCUCAGGUAAAUCGACAAACAAGACAGUCAACUUUUUCGGGACCGCAUUCCUCUCGCAACUAUACUUCAUGGCCAACUACGACUCCUCCCCACCCACGUUUCACCUCGCAAAUGCCUUGCCACAUGCGCCCUAUGUCUUCACUCAAACCCUGUGUCCUAACACCAUCCCAACGCCUGCCCCGAAAUCUAGUCUAACUGGUUUCGGCACCUCUGGUCUGACGGGGGCGAUCUUAGGUGGUGCGAUCGGAGGUAUUGGGCUCUCAUUUGCCGUUUAUUGGCUGCUCAGAAAAUGGAUGCAACGAAGGGUGUGGCGCCAGCAGGCGGAACAAGCCAUGAAAGGCAAAGGCACUGACAGUGAGUCGACGAUCACCGUGACCGCGGGCAAAGGGAAAGGGUCGCCCUCUUCCUUCUCCAGCCACGAUGAAGAGGCACAGAGAGAGGACGGCAGUGAAAUGGCAACGUUCGCGUUUGACUUUAACUCGCAACAACACCAAGCGUACCAUAAUUUCCUCCAGAGUGCAACACAACUGCAUCGGCCACAGCAACAAUCGCAGCAGAGUUACCCACCCGCAAACAGAGAGAUGCAGAGCGCUGCAGCUGCUCACGAUCCCGUCUCCCCGAUGUCCCACCACUCCGUGCCGAUCACCCAAUACGCCCGCUCUUUCACCCAGGAUUCAUACUCCAACUCCCCACUCACGCCUGCGACGGGCGUCCCCUUGCUAUUCUCGCAGCAGCAGCAGCAGCAGACCGGACACUCAGAGGCGGCACCGUCAAGCUCAUACUUUCCAUCCUCGACGUUCGCGCCACUGGCGUUGACCCCCACAAACAUCUCGCUCGAGGACCCGACGUCCACUUACCCUUUUGGCGCCGGCCAGAGUCGCAGCGAGGACGACAACUCGUUCCGGCAACGACAGGCCAAGCUGCGCGGAGGAGACCUGCUGAAUGUGCAAACCGAGUUCGCGCCGCCCCCAAAAAAGACCACCUCGUCCAAGGACAGCAGAGUGGCCAAAAAAGCUGGGGGCAAGGAAGGCGGGAAGAAGGAGAGCAUGUUGAAGAAGGUGUUUCCUCCGCCGUCGUGA